GGUCCCGUCAGUCUUCAUCGAACUUCGGAACGAAUACGUUCCGACUCUUGGGAACCUGGAUCAUUAUAAUUGCAAACAAAGGUUUCCUAAGUAAUUGACAGUAAAUAUUAUCAAGUGUUUAGCAGAAGGACUUACAUCAUGGUCAUAUAGAAACAGUGCCUGAUUGUCGACGGAAAAGUGUUCUAAAUAGAUUUGAGCAAAUUUUAGUAGUAAAUAACGAGAUCGGUGAAGCAAGAAAAUGCGAAAACUACGACUUCUGUGAUAAUUAAUAGGGCAACUAGAAGCGCCCUUCUAAGAAUAUUGCCGAUCAAAAAGUGAGCUAAGUGAAAAGUUAACUCCUUGAAAUAAUGAUGUACGUCAAUAUAGUUAUUAGCUUAUUGGGGCUGAUAGCGGUAGCCCCAUUGGUAAUAGCCAACGAUAAGCAACAGUGCAAAAAACUGGUGGACAAAAGUACCUCAGAACAUGUCAGAUUGAAAAGCAAACAGCCACCAAGUAAUAGUGAUUCAAGCAUCAAUGUAACCAAUGAAGCCAAAUGGAAUUCAGUGAUAGUGGGCAACAAAUCUCCACCCGGUGGAAAUUUAAGUGAUACUGACGAGUUUUUGUUGCAUGGGAUGCACAGUAAAUUUCCCAAACGGACUCCCGAGAUAGUGUUCAUGGAAAACGAAGAUAGAAUAAAAAUUGAUAUCGAGGAAGCAGACUUCGUUGCCACGCUUGGAAAAAAGCUUUUCUCCAUUCAUGCGCCAUUCAAUCCAGCCUACAGCCAAAAGGUGUCACCGGAAUGCAAACGAGCCACGAAGCGAUACCUCUCUUCGCUUCGAGCGAUGGAAAUGUGGGCUUUGCGGAUGCACGACUCCAGCGCAAAGCUGCACUCCGGCAUUCUGAAUGGAAACAUCAACCAGUUCGGCGAUUUCGAUCAGUGCCUAAACGUUCAGGGCGGCGAGAAAAACAACGCCGCUGAUCAGCAGCAUCUACAGGGACGGUAUUGUCUCGCCGGCAUUCAACCGAGUGUCGUCUCCAACACCGUUUUCUUGCAGCACGUGCUCAGCCUGGUUCAAUCGCGUGGAAUUCUCACCAGUCAGCUCGACGAUCCAGGACACCGAGUGCCACGAUUCUCCACCGUCAACUGGGCUCUUUGCAUUCCAUCAGCAUGUUCAUUCGACGAUGUUCGUAAAUCAUUGGACGAAUUCCUGCAAGAUCAAACCCAAGGCACAGGGCUCAAAAUGACAGUAAAGGUAGACAGAGAAUCAUGCCAACUGAAAAAUACCGUUUGGGAUCGCUACUAUACGGAUACAACCGCGAAAGUUUGGUUUGGAUUUCUCCUUUACUUCGGUGUAGUGCUGCUCUCGACAUUGUAUGAAUACAAAUCAGAGAACAAAAAUGAAUGGCUUACGUCGUUUUCUCUGAUUCGUAAUACGAGGACGAUUUUCUGUGUCAAGGAGGACCCCAAUGAUGUGGCAUGUGUCCAUGGAAUACGCUUUUUGAAUGCAAUACUCCUCGUCAUAGCGCACAAAUCGAUGGCCCUGUUCUUCAAUCCGUAUGCGAACCGAACAAACAUGAGUGAGGCCCUAGGUCAACCAUGGACUGUCAUCGGACGAGCUGCGUCACUAUUCACCGAUCCAUUCAUCAUGUUCAGCGGUUUUCUGACGACAUACUCAAUAGUCGGAAGGAUGAUGCGUGGCCAACCCGUGAAACUCUACCAAGACUACAUCGGCCGAAUUCUCCGGAUAGCUCCACCUUUGGCUGCGCUGAUUCUGAUUUGUACCUUUGUACUACCGUUUCUCAGCAGUGGCCCACAGUGGAAUCUAGUGGUCACCAAUCACGGGGAUUUGUGCAAAAAGUAUUGGUGGCGUAAUUUACUGUUCAUUCACAAUUAUUUUGGGUUCAAAAAUAUGUGCUUAACGCACACGCACCACGUUGGAAUCGACACGGAGCUGUUUGUAGCGUCGCCGUUGUUCAUUUGGUUGAUUUGGAAGUGGCCCAAGAAAGGUACGAUCACACUGGUCAUCAUUGCAUUAGUAACGACAAUACACCGAUUCUACAUUACCUAUAAGCUGCGAUUAGCAAACUACGUGCAUUUUGGCACAUCCGUUAAACAGCUAUUCGACACUGCCGACAACAUGUACAUUCUGCCAUAUUACCGACUCACCGUGUAUCUGAUGGGUGUGAUACUUGGCUAUUCAUGUCGAGCAUUCAAAAACCGCCGACUGACGCCGAAUCAACUUCGACUUGGAUGGUACAUCAGCAGUUUUCUCCUGGCGUUGGCGUUUUUCGGUCCCGCACCGAUGGGAUCGAUAAACUAUGAGUACAAUCCGUUCCAUGCAGCGAAUUAUGCCGCUUUCUCGCCGAUUGCCUGGUGUAUAUUCUUCGGAUGGGCGGUUUUCACUUCCCAUUUGGGAUACAGAAAUAAACUGGUCGACCUACUGUCUUGGAGGGGGUUUCGCGUGACAACGAAAAUCUCCUAUGCCAUCUAUCUGUCGCAGUUUCCUAUCUUCUUUUUCCAAGUAGGAAGAGUACGAAGCUCGCUGUACUACAACUUCUACUCCACGGUUCUGUUCGACAUAACCGAGUACUGUGUGAUAUUUGCUGCAUCCUACCUGUUGACGGUCUUCUUCGAGACGCCUUUCAGCAAUAUUAAACGGCUUAUGUUUGACAGACACAGGAAAAAGCCACCGGCACAGAAACUACACGAAAAGUAUCAUGAGCUGAACAUUUCCGUGAAUAGCAGCAAAUCGAUUAUCUAUUCGUCUGAUCCCAUCGCCAAGGAACAGAAGGAUAGGUGAAACUGUGAACAAGAGUCUAAAGAACGUGUGUGAAAGUAUCUUCCAAACCAUAAAAAGACUUACAGUGAUAUUUAUCUUGAUCUUA
Armigeres subalbatus is the source of this 2865-nucleotide messenger RNA. Its product is annotated as nose resistant to fluoxetine protein 6-like. Lineage: Eukaryota; Metazoa; Arthropoda; Insecta; Diptera; Culicidae. The coding region runs from base 348 to 2780 and encodes 810 amino acids. The transcript has 10 exons. The record is from RefSeq and is a predicted model, not a curated record. Gene Ontology annotation, molecular function: acyltransferase activity, transferring groups other than amino-acyl groups.